Penicillium malachiteum is the source of this 846-nucleotide messenger RNA. RefSeq names its product 15-hydroxyprostaglandin dehydrogenase. The transcript has 3 exons. The record is from RefSeq and is a predicted model, not a curated record. Gene Ontology annotation, cellular component: cytoplasm. Lineage: Eukaryota; Fungi; Ascomycota; Eurotiomycetes; Eurotiales; Aspergillaceae. The coding region runs from base 1 to 846 and encodes 281 amino acids. Gene Ontology annotation, molecular function: oxidoreductase activity, acting on the CH-OH group of donors, NAD or NADP as acceptor.
AUGGCUUCCGGAAUAGAGGCACUCAAAGGCCAGUCUGCAAUCGUGACCGGCGGUGGAUCCGGGAUCAACCUUGCUUUUACAAAGCUUCUUGUUGAUGUUGGCGUUAAUUUUCUCAUCGCCGACCUUUCCCUACACUCUUCUGCGCAGACUUGGAUCAAAUUGCAUGAAACAACAAAUGGAAGUCACGGCCGGGCAUUUGGUAAGGGUGCAUCUAUUGUGGUACCAGGGGCGGGAGUAUUCGACCAUUCGACGAAUUCAUUCUGGGAGGAUUAUGAUACAGAUUACCGGUACAAAAUACUUGAUGUUAACCUUGCGCAUACGAUCAAAAUGACUCGGUUGGCUAUUGCCCGCUGGCUGGAUGAUCGAAAGAGAAACGGGGCAUCGAGCGGUAUCUGCGGUACUGUUGUUCAUAUCUCUAGUAUUUCAGGACAAGUUCCGAGUCUCGCAACGCCCUUGUACGUGGCGAGCAAGCAUGGGAUCAAUGGAUUUGUCCGCUCUAUGGGUCCUCUGCAGCAGGCAUGUGGAAUCAGAGUUGUUGGUGUUGCUCCUGGGCUGACUGAGACACCUCUGCUGGUUGAUCACCCUCUAACUUUCAGUAUUUACGACCCUCGGACAGACAUGAUCCUCCCUCCCGAAGAACUGGCUCGCGCAAUGAUGGCGCUUGUUGUUGAGACCGAGAAGUAUCAAGCUGGUACCAUUCUAGAAGUUUGUGAUACUGAGGGACGUUGGUGUGAGGUUUCAGUUUUUAAUGACCCUGGUCCCCAAGGUCCAGCGAGUAAAAUGUCUGGUGGAAAAGCUGUGAUAGAUGAUCUUUGGAAGUCUUUGGGUCUUAAAGCAAAGAUCUAA